UCACUUGCCUUCAACAUGCUCAUAUUUACUGCCUUGUUUCCCACCGCAUACCCAAAACUUCUAACAAAUAUUAAAGCAUCUGCUUUGCUGAGCCCUCCAAGCUUUGGUCAGCGUGAAGAGCAGCUCUUUAUUCACCCCCGUAAUGGCCGAGAGCUGAGCUGGGAGCUCUACCUGUGCUGUGACGCACUGCGAAACGCUGGCAGACACCGCGUUGCUCUGCGGGGCGAGCGAUGGGCAGCGGUGCGUGUGUGGGGUGCGAGGCGGCUCCUCCCGCCCGCUCGUCUCGGAGCUGUCCAUGAUCUCAUCGGCAGCCCGGCCUCCUCCUCCUCCACCGCCUCCUCCUCUUUCUCCUCCUCCUCCGCACCCGCCGCCGGCUGCGGGCACCCCGCCGCGCCGCCCGGCACCGCGCUCCCCCUCGCACCCACCCGCCCGCACCCACCCGCCGGCGCGGGGAACCGGGCGCCGUCCCGGGAAGGUCAACCCCGCUCUCCCCGUGCCGGGGCCGGGCGGGCGGCGGGCCGGGCUCCCCGGCAUGGUGUCGGCCACGGGGCGCCGCCGCCCGCGGGGCUGAGGAGAGGGGCGGGCGCCGGCGGGAAGGAGCCGCGGGGCGAGAAGAUGGCCGCCCCCGCGCCCCCCGCGCCGGGAGGCGGGACCUCGCCCCCCGCCGGCCCGCCGCGCCUUCGCCAGUCUGACAGCAAUGCAAGCUUUCUCCGAGCUGCCAGAGCUGGCAAUUUGGACAAAGUAGUGGAAUAUCUGAAAAGUGGAAUAGACAUUAACACUUGUAAUCAGAAUGGGCUCAAUGCUCUGCACCUGGCAGCUAAAGAAGGCCAUGUGGGACUCGUACAAGAAUUACUGGAAAGAGGUUCGGCUGUGGAUUCUGCCACUAAGAAAGGGAAUACCGCCCUACACAUUGCAUCCUUAGCAGGACAAGCUGAAGUUGUCAAAGUAUUGGUUAAGGAAGGAGCCAAUAUUAAUGCACAGUCUCAGAAUGGUUUCACUCCAUUAUACAUGGCAGCUCAAGAGAACCAUAUUGAAGUGGUCAAAUAUCUCCUGGAGAAUGGAGCCAACCAAAGCACAGCUACUGAGGAUGGUUUCACUCCCUUAGCUGUUGCUCUGCAACAAGGGCACAAUCAAGCAGUGGCUAUCCUGCUGGAAAAUGACACCAAGGGGAAAGUGAGAUUACCAGCUUUGCACAUUGCUGCCAGAAAAGAUGACACCAAAUCAGCAGCGCUCCUACUGCAGAACGACCACAAUGCUGAUGUGCAGUCCAAGAUGAUGGUGAAUAGGACGACUGAGAGUGGCUUUACACCUUUGCACAUAGCUGCACAUUAUGGAAAUGUCAAUGUGGCAACGCUUCUGCUAAACCGAGGAGCUGCAGUUGAUUUCACAGCAAGGAAUGGAAUCACCCCACUGCAUGUCGCUUCCAAAAGGGGAAACACAAACAUGGUGAAGCUCUUGUUGGAUCGUGGAGGGCAGAUCGAUGCCAAAACCAGGGAUGGACUCACACCGCUCCACUGUGCUGCAAGAAGUGGACAUGACCAAGUUGUGGAGCUGCUUCUGGAACGAGGUGCCCCGCUGCUUGCAAGGACCAAGAAUGGGCUCUCCCCACUUCACAUGGCAGCCCAGGGGGACCAUGUGGAAUGUGUCAAACAUCUCCUGCAACACAAAGCUCCUGUGGAUGAUGUCACGCUGGACUACUUGACUGCCCUGCAUGUGGCCGCACACUGUGGCCACUACCGUGUGGCCAAGCUUCUCGUGGACAAGAGAGCUAAUCCCAAUGCUCGCGCCCUGAAUGGUUUUACUCCACUGCACAUUGCCUGCAAGAAAAAUCGCAUCAAAGUCAUGGAACUCCUGGUGAAAUAUGGGGCUUCAAUCCAGGCUAUAACGGAGUCGGGCCUCACACCAAUACAUGUGGCUGCAUUUAUGGGCCACUUGAACAUAGUCCUCCUUCUGCUGCAGAACGGAGCCUCUCCCGAUGUCACUAACAUUCGUGGAGAAACUGCACUGCACAUGGCAGCACGUGCUGGGCAGGUGGAAGUAGUUCGUUGUCUCCUGAGAAAUGGGGCCCUAGUUGAUGCCAGAGCCAGGGAAGAACAGACUCCGCUGCACAUUGCCUCUCGCUUGGGCAAAACAGAGAUUGUCCAGCUUCUGCUACAGCACAUGGCCCACCCUGAUGCUGCAACAACUAAUGGGUACACUCCACUGCACAUCUCUGCCAGAGAGGGACAAGUUGAUGUUGCUUCGGUUCUCCUAGAGGCAGGUGCCUCACACUCCAUGUCCACCAAAAAGGGAUUCACACCUUUGCACGUGGCAGCCAAAUAUGGGAGCCUGGAAGUGGCAAAGCUCCUCCUGCAGCGUCGUGCUUCUCCUGAUUCAGCUGGCAAGAACGGCCUCACGCCCCUGCACGUGGCGGCCCAUUACGACAACCAGAAGGUGGCACUGCUGCUGCUGGAGAAGGGCGCAUCGCCCCACGCAACCGCCAAGAAUGGAUACACCCCUCUACACAUUGCUGCCAAGAAAAAUCAGAUGCAGAUAGCUACCACACUGUUGAACUACGGGGCUGAGACCAACAUUUUGACCAAACAGGGAGUGACACCACUUCAUUUAGCCUCCCAAGAAGGUCACACAGACAUGGUGACAUUGCUUUUGGAGAAAGGAGCCAAUAUCCACGUGGCAACAAAGACUGGACUGACGUCCCUACACCUUGCAGCUCAAGAAGAUAAAGUAAACGUAGCUGAAAUACUCACAAAGCAUGGUGCAAACCAAGAUGCUCAGACAAAGCUUGGUUAUACACCUUUAAUUGUGGCAUGUCACUAUGGAAACAUCAAAAUGGUGAAUUUUCUUCUCAAGCAGGGAGCAAAUGUCAAUGCUAAAACAAAGAAUGGGUACACUCCUCUCCACCAAGCUGCUCAACAAGGUCACACUCACAUCAUUAAUGUCCUUCUCCAACAUGGAGCUAAGCCCAAUGCCAUCACCACCAAUGGUAACACUGCCUUAGCUAUUGCUAGGCGUCUGGGAUAUAUCUCAGUGGUCGAUACGCUGAAGGUUGUAACGGAGGAGAUUACUACCACCACAACUACUGUAACAGAGAAGCACAAGCUAAAUGUACCCGAAACAAUGACUGAGGUCCUGGAUGUUUCAGAUGAAGAAGCCUUUAAACAUUCUGAUGAUGAACGCUUCAGUGAUGGGGAAGUAUAUAAUGGCACGAGUGUCAUUAGCAGAAAUUCGUGGAGUGAUGAUACAAUGACAGGAGAUGGAGGAGAGUACCUAAGGCCAGAAGACCUCAAAGAAUUAGGAGAUGACUCUUUACCAAGCAGCCAGUUCUUAGAUGGUAUGAACUACCUGAGGUACAGCUUGGAAGGAGGGCGGUCUGACAGCACCAUGCCCAGCCUGCGAUCCUUCAGUUCAGACAGGUCUCACACUCUGAGUCAUGCCUCCUACCUGAGGGACAGUGCCAUGAUUGACGACACUGUUGUAAUCCCUAGCCAGCAGGUAACUACUCUGGCGAAAGAAGCAGAAAGGAAUUCAUAUCGCUUAAGCUGGGGGCCUGAAAACUUGGACAAUGUGGCUCUUUCUUCCAGCCCUAUUCAUUCAGGCUGUCUGUCUGCCAAAAAGGAGACUGGAUCCUUACUAACAAGAUGCUCUUCUCCAUGUCUUGAUCAUGACAACAGCAGCUUCCUAGUUAGUUUCAUGGUGGAUGCUCGUGGAGGUGCCAUGAGAGGCUGCAGACAUAAUGGACUGCGAAUUAUCAUCCCUCCACGGAAAUGCACUGCUCCAACACGAGUGACUUGCCGCUUGGUGAAACGUCACAGGCUGGCCACCAUGCCUCCCAUGGUGGAAGGGGAAGGCCUGGCCAGCCGUCUGAUCGAAGUGGGACCAUCUGGGGCCCAGUUUCUUGGUAAACUUCAUCUGCCUACGGCUCCUCCCCCACUUAAUGAGGGAGAAAGCUUGGUCAGCCGAAUCCUUCAGCUGGGGCCUCCUGGGACCAAAUUCCUUGGGCCUGUGAUAGUGGAGAUUCCCCAUUUUGCUGCUCUGCGUGGGAAAGAGAGAGAGCUGGUGAUCCUGCGCAGUGAGAACGGGGACAGCUGGAAGGAACAUUUCUGUGAAUACACUGAGGAUGAACUGAAUGAAAUUUUGAAUGGGAUGGAUGAAGUACUUGACACACCAGAAGAGCUUGAGAAGAAACGUAUCUGCCGCAUCAUCACUCGUGACUUCCCUCAGUACUUUGCAGUGGUGUCCCGAAUCAAACAGGACAGCAACCUCAUUGGACCUGAGGGAGGUGUGCUGAGCAGCACUGUUGUACCCCAAGUGCAGGCAGUCUUCCCAGAAGGGGCUUUAACCAAACGAAUUCGUGUUGGCCUCCAGGCUCAACCUAUGCAUACUGAGCUUAUAAAGAAGAUCUUGGGCAACAAGGCUACCUUCAGUCCUAUAGUCACUCUGGAGCCCAGGAGGAGGAAGUUCCAUAAACCCAUCACAAUGACAAUUCCAGUCCCCAAGGCCUCCAGUGAUGGGAUCAUGAAUGGUUAUGGAGGUGACACACCCACUUUAAGGUUACUAUGCAGUAUAACAGGAGGAACCACCCCUGCCCAGUGGGAAGACAUCACUGGAACAACACCGCUGACAUUUGUUAAUGAAUGUGUUUCCUUCACAACAAAUGUGUCUGCCAGAUUUUGGUUAAUUGACUGCCGACAAACACAAGAAUCUGUUACUUUUGCUUCUCAAGUGUAUAGAGAGAUUAUCUGUGUCCCCUACAUGGCCAAAUUUGUGGUGUUUGCCAAAUCACAUGAUCCCAUUGAAGCACGGCUAAGAUGUUUUUGCAUGACAGACGACAAGGUGGAUAAAACUCUAGAACAACAAGAAAAUUUUGCUGAAGUUGCCAGAAGCCGGGAUGUUGAGGUAUUAGAAGGAAAACCCAUCUAUGUUGACUGUUUUGGCAAUUUGGUACCACUGACUAAGAGUGGACAACAUCAUAUAUUCAGCUUUUUUGCCUUCAAAGAAAAUAGACUUCCUCUAUUUGUUAAGGUGCGAGAUACCACUCAAGAACCCUGUGGGCGAUUAUCAUUCAUGAAGGAGCCAAAAUCCACAAGAGGUCUUGUUCAUCAAGCCAUAUGUAAUUUAAACAUCACUUUACCUGUUUACACAAAGGAUUCAGAAUCAGAUCAAGAACAAGAAGAAGAGGUUGAGAUGACUUCAGAAAAAAAUGAUGAGACAGAAUCUACAGAAACAUCUAUCCUGAAAAGCCACCUGGUUAAUGAAGUCCCUGUACUAGCCAGUCCAGACUUACUGUCUGAAGUUUCUGAGAUGAAACAAGAUUUGAUCAAAAUGACUGCCAUCUUGACAACUGACCCUUCUGAUAAAUCAGGCUCUAUUAAAGUGAAAGAUCUUGGAAAAGCCACUGAAGAGGAGCCAGGAGAGCCUUUUGAGAUAGUUGAAAGGGUGAAAGAAGACUUAGAAAAAGUGAAUGAAAUUCUUAGAGGUGGAUCAUAUACUAGAGAAGAACGUGCUUUGCAAAAGACUCUUUCCAGACAGGAGUUUGUAGAAGAAGAGUGGGUCAUUGUCAGUGAUGAAGAAAUUGAAGAGGCCAGAAGAAAUGCUCCUGUAGAAGUCACUGAACCAAUCUGUGUAGAAGUUAGAACAGACAAAGAGACAACAGAGAUAGAAAAGAAAGACAUGACAGGAAUGGUAGAUUACCUUACUGAGGAUUUAAAUAAAUAUGUUUCUCUUCAUGAGGUACAGCCACAAGCUUUACAAGAAGACAUAGUAGAAGAGAGAUUUGAAGCUGUAGUAAUAAGCAGGGACUCUGAAAAAGAAGGACGAGAGUCUCCACCAACUGAAACACAAAGCCCACAAGAACAACAUAAGCCAGCCUUAGAAAUUAAAAAGCCAGUCAGAACAAAGUUAAAAGACAAGCACAAACAAAAGGAAGGCAAGAUGCACAGCAGUGAACAAAAACCAGGACUAGUGAAGACCAGUUCAGGUGAGCCUCCAAAUGAGGAACAUGGCUUAACACCAGGAGCUGCUCCUGAGGCUAAAGCUGUAUCACCUGUCAUAGAGGAAACUCCUAUUGGCUCAAUAAAAGAUAAGGUUAAAGCCCUUCAGAAACGAGUGGAAGAUGAACAAAAAAUACGCUCAAAACUACCUGUCAGAAUUCAAACAAGAGAAGCCACUGCUGAAAAGGCAUCUAAAAAAACAGUACCCGUCAAAAAACCAGUUGCACACAAAGUACAGCCUCCUGUUUCACCUUCUUCUAAGACAGAAAGGCUUGAAGAGACCAUGUCAGUUCGUGAGCUGAUGAAAGCCUUCCAGUCAGGUCAAGACCCAUCCAAGAAUGUUUCUGGACUGUUUGAACACAAGUCUGUCAAACAAAAGCAACAACCCCCCGAGAAGGAAACAACACGAAGAAAAACAGUUUCUUCACAAAGUGAAACAAAGCGAGUAUCAAGCCACAAGACAGACAAACAGAAGGACAAGCAGAGCACAGUUUUAAAAGCAGAGAAAGAGUCACAGCCAAAGAAAGGAAGAACGCAAGUGUCCACUGUUGAUACUAUCAAGAAAAGUGCAGGCAAAGACCAAGUAAAACAGCAGAGCAGCAAAAAAACAGCAGCUGAACGUCCCGCUCCAGUAUUUGCUGAGGAAAGUACCAAAGAUGCAGCAGUUGUAAAGGACAAGACUUCUGAUGACCAAGGCGAUACAGACUUUCAGAUCAGCCCUGACAGGAAAACCUCAACAGAUUUUUCCGAUGUCAUUAAAGAAGAACUUGAGGAUAAUGACAAAUACCAACAAUUCCGACAUCUUUCAGUGACAGAGGAAGGUGAGAUUAACUUGGAGCAAGUACUGACCAGUCCCUUCAACGUUGCUUUCCCUGCCGAGUAUGUAAAAGAUGGAUUCCUUCCUGCUCUUUCUCUGCAAAGUGCUGCUUUUGAUGGGAGCUCAGAGAGCCUUAAACAUGAAGGCGUGGCUGAUUCUCCAGGUAGCCUGCUUGAUGGAACUCCUCAGAUCAGUUCUGAGGAAAGUUACAAACACGAGGGUCUGGCAGAAACUCCAGAAACAAGCCCUGAAAGCCUGUCUUUCUCACCAAAGAAAACUGAUGGGCAAAUUGAAGAAGCAGAAGGAACAGCUAGAGUACACACAACAGCAGAAACAUGUUCUCCGAAGGAACUCUCACCAAAGGAGAAGGAAAAAGAUCAACAGGAUGAUCGGGAACGGACUGAGGAAAGACUGGCCCACAUUGCUGAUCACCUUGGAUUCAGUUGGACAGAGUUAGCAAGAGAACUGGAUUUCACGGAAGAGCAAAUUCACCAAAUCAGGAUUGAAAAUCCUAAUUCACUUCAAGACCAGAGCCAUGCACUCCUCAAAUACUGGCUUGAAAGGGAUGGGAAACACGCAACAGAUACAAGUCUUACUCAGUGUCUUACAAAAAUCAAUCGAAUGGAUAUUGUUCACCUAAUGGAGACCAGUGGCAUUGACUCUAUGCAGGUCCACACUACUCGCACAUAUGCAGAAAUUGAACAAACAAUAGGAUUGGACCAUAGUGAAGGGUUUUCUGUACUGCAAGAAGAACUGUACAGUUCAAGACUCAAACCAGAAGAACGCCACAGAAUAUCCAAAGACAGCGACCCAACAGAACAUCCUCCCAUUGUUUCUGAGGAAGAUGUAUCUGUCAGUUAUUCUCCUUUUCAGGACAGUACCCCUAGGAGUGAGGGAGAGCUAUCAAUGGCUGAGCUCCUAAGGCAAACACACAAGGAACAAGUGGAAGCUGAACUCUCAGGGAAACCCCAAGAUGUGGUAGAAACAACAUUUUCACAACGUGAACAUUUUGUCACAACUCCAGGAGCAAGUGAUCCAUCUGCACACUUCAGUGCAACAAAGGAAGAGAGAGAAGAAACAUCCCCACAACGCCCAUCAUCUGCUCAGAGAGGUGGUUCUCCCAUCAUCCAAGAGCCUGAAGAGCUCCAUCUCCAUCAGGAUGACCUCUCUCCAAGGAGAACUAGUCUAGUGAUAGUGGAGUCAACUGAUGAACAACCAGAAAAGCUUGGAAGCGGCUAUGAGGAGGAAUCUUUAGAAAAGGAGUUAGCAGAGGAGUUAGGUGAGCUGGAAACCAGCUCGGAUGAGGACGAGAUGGUAACUACCAGAGUCAUUCGUCGCCGGGUGAUUAUCCAGGCCGAUAGUAUGCCUGAAAUGCCACCAGAAACAGUCACAGAAGAACAGUACACAGAUGAAUAUGGCCACACAGUGGUAAAGAAGGUCACUAGAAAGAUCAUCCGGCGGUAUGUUUCUCCAGAUGGCACAGAAAAAGAAGACAUCAUUAUGCAAGGAACACCACAACAACCUGUCACAGUUGAAGAAGGAGAUGGCUAUUCCAAAGUUGUAAAACGAGUUGUGCUGAAGAGUGACAGUGAACAGACAGAGGUGACUUUGUCUGAACCUGGUGUUUUGCCCAGUGCCUCCAAUUUCCAGUCUGAGCCAGUGGAAGGCCGCAAGGUCAGCAAAGUCAUAAAGACUACGGUAGUGCAAGGAGAGAGAAUGGAGAAACACCUGGGGGAUGCCAGCUUAGCUACUGAUCUUCCAUCGGCCAAAGAGGACUUUGAAGAGGCUUUGAGCUAUACAGGCAACCAAAUUAAAAUCCAGCUCCCUGCAUUAGUAGAGAAGGAAAUCAUGAAAGAGGAUGGAUCAGUUAUUAAAAGGACAACACUAAGUAAAGCCAGCACACAGAAGAGGACUGUGAUGAAGGAUCGGUACGGAAAACAUGUUCACAUAGAAGAGCUGGAUGACACACCAGAAGCACUACCACAAGAUGACCUCCAGCAUGACCUUCAGCAGCUUCUUAGACACUUCUGCAAAGAGGACUGGAAACAGGAUGCAAAUAAGAAGCUGCUUCCCUCAACAACAACAGCGUGUCCAUAGUAUGCAGCAUUCAUCUUUUAUAGGUGUAGACAUUACGACCUACAUAAUCACUGGAAGACACUGCCAUUUCUACUUGUGCAGAUGCAGUGAAUUCAUUUGUUCCCCCUGUAUUUGAUUUUGGGUUUUUUGUUAAUUUUUACCCUAAUUUGUGACCAAAGAUAGCAUCCUUCAUUUGGGAUGAUUUAUCCACCAAUUGUCGUCUUUGUGCUGUACUGGGACCUUGUCAGCAUUGCCACUUUCUGCCGCCGGUCCUUUGCUUCUGCACUAGCUUCACGAAACUGCAUUAGUCAAACCAACUUCAUCUACAGGCCUCUUCAAGUGACUAUGUACAGGCAUCAUGAAAAAAGGGAGUUAACAUGUAAACUGUAUAUAGCAAGAGUAUUUGGACUUAUGAGACUGCAGAAAACACACUGCCUAUGAAUACUAUUAGUGUCAUGGAUUACAAGGUUUGUUGACACUGGUGAACAACAAAAAAAAUAACAUUAACAUGAUCAACUGCGAACACUGACUGAGGAGGAAGCACUGCACAUCUACUGCAUCCGUAAGACUUCCAGUUUAGGGAUCUAUUAUUAUAGUUAAAGGCUCUAAGAGUCAGGCUAAAAACCUGGAAAUUCAGCUGUUCUCAUGAAGUAAGAGCUGACUGUGGCCAUCGAUAUUUUAAGACCUUUGGGCAGCCACUUCAACAUUUCCAGAAAAGAAAAACAAUAAUUAAAAAUAUCCAAUUAGGUAACCAACUUGCUAGCAGCUAUAUCUAUGGCACAUUUGCAUACGGUAUUAAAAUCUUUUAGAUCUGGACAUGUGGCAGGGUGUAUUAAACAAUUAUAACUACAGUAGUUUCCUGUUUUCAUCACUGCUUUAGCAAACCACAUUGUCCUGCUGGCCACUGCACUGUAGAUAACUAUGGGAGAAAGACUUACACUAUACGAAAAGAAUAAUUAAUUCACCAUGUUUUAAUCAAGAUUGCCUCUUAUCCGAUACAUGCAUGUGGCAUUUGAAGGUCAAAACCAAACUCUCCUGUAAUUGUGUCAACCUACUAUAGCCCUCUAAGCCCUGAGCGAGCAGUUUUUAUCUCCCAAUCGAGUGUUUUUUAAAGAGAAAGUGCUCACUAUCCUUGAAAGCCAGUUUCUGUUCACAUUUUGUUACCUACCUAUAUAUGAUAUAUAUUUCUAAAUCAACCCUCUGAAAAAUCAUGAUAGCACGUAUGCACUCCUACUGUAAAAAAGGGAACAUAAAGAUCUGACAUGUUGGGUAUUCUAUACCUUAAUAUUUAGAGGUGAGCACUCUGCAGCAUUUUAGCAUAUACAACACAUGCAAACACACUAAAGGUUUUUAAACAGCUGUCUGAUUUGUUUUUUUAAUAGCGUACUCAAGAACAGAUUAAAAACAAAUCCCCUCCUUUAAGAGUAAUGCUUUUUCCAAGCAUACCCAGCCUCCUAUGAUUAUAGUUUGGGUUUAUGACUCACUCAGCGCUCAGAACAAGGAAGGGCACGUCUCAUUAAAACAACGAUGCCAAAAUCAGGAGCACAUCUUGGGAGCUGAGGCUUCCUGCAGGCAAAGCAACCCGAGGUGCCACGCUAACACUUCUUUUUGGCAGGCAGGCAGAAAAAGAAAAGUGUUUUGGCAGCCAAAACGAAUGAGACCCUUGAUGAAACAUUUCAGGACACACCGACGGCUCUCUUAUUGUCGGAGCACAGGAUGAUCUUCAAGAACGGGGCUCUAAAGAAAUGCAUUUCUGUUGUGUUAUUUGCGGUGCAGAUGAUGUUCUGUGUAACAACAUAAUGGUUAUUCACCUCUUAUUUUAAUUUUUUUGCUGUGUUAUCAAAGAACUUGAAUACUGUGAGAAGAAGUGAAUUUUAAGUUGAUGAAUCAGCAUCUUGUUCCCAUGGUGAUAACACUAAUUGAAUAUAUCUAUGAGGGCAUGUAUUAGUUAAAAAUUAAAAAAGAUACAACACUAACAAUACAUAGCUGCAAUGUGUACAAUGGCUGAUUUAACUAAAUAAAAAUGUACAAGUGUUAAAUGUA
Molecule: messenger RNA, 10926 nt
Organism: Coturnix japonica (Japanese quail)
Lineage: Eukaryota; Metazoa; Chordata; Aves; Galliformes; Phasianidae
Source: RefSeq, a predicted model, not a curated record